AUGGAAUCAUCGGGUCCCCAGAUCCUGGAAGCAGAGCGAAGGAUAGAAGACGAUACUGCCACCUCUCAAGAGAUACACCAUGCGCCUGUCUAUGAAUCAGUACAGAGUAGCACUGUCAGAAUAGACGAGGGUGGAUUAGUUGAGCAGAUGGAUGAUAUCCCUGAAGUCUCAGCCCCCGGGCUACAAGACGAGGGAGGCUUCAUCGGUGCAAAGACAUGGCGCCGCAAAACUCCUCAAAAGUACGCCAGCCGCAGGAGCAAUGAAAUUGUCAUCAAGCCUGGCCUCAAAUCAUUCGCGCUCGUACGGGCCGCCGAGGAUGGCGUCAGCUGCUCGACUUUACGGCAACCGAACGGGAGUCGCCGUGGAACUAUUUCCGUAAGCACUACGAGCUGA
Pseudogymnoascus destructans is the source of this 393-nucleotide messenger RNA. RefSeq lists its product as uncharacterized. Lineage: Eukaryota; Fungi; Ascomycota; Leotiomycetes; Thelebolales; Thelebolaceae. Bases 1 to 393 code for a protein of 130 amino acids. The record is from RefSeq and is a predicted model, not a curated record. The transcript is spliced from 2 exons.